GAUCCCGAUGCAAGGGAAAAUUUCAAAAGGGCCAAAACGCUGUUGCAAGGUAAGCACAACACCUCCCUCUCAGAAAUCGAUCAAAUCGCCACAAUGGAAAUCGCGCGUUAUGAUUGCUCCUACCAGGACCCUGCCGAACCGAAAAUCAUCAUCGUUGUUCCUUAUAGACAUCGUGAAUUGGACCUCCUGUCGUUUAUUCUCCACAUGGUUCCCUAUUUUCGCCACCUUGUUAGGCAAAUGGAAAUACUCGUAGCUGAACAAAAUGGAACAGGGGUGAUCAGACUGGAAGAACGGAAGACGUUCAAGCCUGGAGACGGCAACGAUCUUGUUCUAUGGUAUUUUGCUUACUUUAUGCAGAUGAUCUGGUACUAUGGUAUUCCGGGCUUACUUUAUGCAGAUGAUCUUGUUCUAUGGUAUUCCGCCUACUUUACGCAGAUGAUCUGGUACUAUGGUAUUCCGCCCCCAAGGAAAAAAGCUAAGGAGAGGACAGAAAGUGUCCUAAAUUGUGCACUUACAGGAGUGGACGGAAAGUGCCCUAAAUGGUUUACUUAA
Rodentolepis nana is the source of this 552-nucleotide messenger RNA. The record is from the annotation of a GenBank genome assembly. NCBI's taxonomy places the organism in Eukaryota, Metazoa, Platyhelminthes, Cestoda, Cyclophyllidea, Hymenolepididae.